Messenger RNA from Cyphomyrmex costatus, 4716 nucleotides. It is a transcript of the gene Cdk12, whose product is annotated as Cyclin-dependent kinase 12. Gene Ontology annotation, cellular component: cyclin/CDK positive transcription elongation factor complex; nucleus. The coding region runs from base 122 to 4594 and encodes 1490 amino acids. Gene Ontology annotation, molecular function: ATP binding; cyclin binding; RNA polymerase II CTD heptapeptide repeat kinase activity. NCBI's taxonomy places the organism in Eukaryota, Metazoa, Arthropoda, Insecta, Hymenoptera, Formicidae. The record is from RefSeq and is a predicted model, not a curated record. The transcript has 11 exons. Gene Ontology annotation, biological process: protein phosphorylation; positive regulation of transcription elongation by RNA polymerase II.
CAAGCGGGUUGGAAAUCGUAUCACUGAUUCUCAUCGACCUUUCGUCCAUUGGUUUCGGCCCUGAUGCGAAUAUCACCGAGGUUCGCCGUGACGUUGCAGGACAUACAUCGCACGAGGUGACAUGCCUAGCACUCGUGAUAUCGAACGGGCAAAACGUAAUGGGAGAAUUCAAUCACAAAGAGGUAGUACAAGCAGCGAAGUGAAUCGCCAUAACUUUGAUGGUAUUGAUAAGCGACACAGGAGACAUGGCAAAAAGAGUUCUGGGAAAAAAAAGAAGAAACGUUCGCGAGAUAAAUCAUUAGAGACAAUUCCAACCGUAGCUUCAUCUGUUGUAAAACCAUUGGUCGAGUAUUCCGAUGUAAGUAGCGAAGAUCUUUCAGAGCCUGAAGCAGGAGAGAUCCAAUCGGAAGAUAGUCGUGCCAACAGUUACACGGAUGGAGAAGUACCUGAUUCAUUUCUUCAAAGACGAUAUUAUGGCAGUAGCCCAAUUCGUACUCUCGGAGUAUCGCCUAUCAGCGUAUCUCCAACACCGUCGGUUCAGCAUCGACAUUCCAGUAGACGAUACUCUUUGUCGAACGAGCAACAACAACCGACAACGAUGCACGGUGCGACACCAGAAUACGAAGAAGAAUCGAGGCGAUAUGCCCGACGAAAAGAAAAGAAACAUAAACGCGAGAAGAAGAAGAAAAGGAGUCUGAGCCCUUUGUCAAAUUCGGGGAAAAAGAAGAAGAGAAAAUCGAAGAGAUAUUCUCAUAGCUUAAGCCCGCAUCGCGUUGCCGAGGAAAACUGCCCAAGUCCAAAUCGUGACAAACAAUCGUCGAUUAUCGGUUCUGUUAAUUGGUCUGAAUCACCACCAUUACCACUCAAGGACAACAUGUCGCCUAUUUCACCAGCUACGCCGCGUGAACAGAGAUAUCCUAGUGACGAGGUGGAACUGGAAAUGUCAAGGCAGACAUCUCGCAAUAUUACACCGCCGUCUCUUAUGUCAACGCGGCAGAUAGAAUCUCCCCAUACACCAUUAAUGCCUCCAUGCGCCACGACGCCAGAGAAUUUGAAUAAAGCCGGACCUAUCGUCGUGUCAAAGCACAGCAGCCCUGAUCGGCAGAAACUUAGUCCCAGUAUGCACAUGACGCGUCGAACCAGCGUUAGUCCUGGACCCAUCGUUGUAAAUCGUAGAAAGCCAUAUAGCCCGAGUCCACCGUCAAGACGAAGGGAUAACAAUCCACGAAGAAGAGACUUUAGUACUCCAGUACUCCAUAAACGUAAAUACAGCCCAAGUCCGGCUACUGUCAAACGACGAACGGAUAGAAAUAUUUCCCCCAAACGUAGAAGACGAGACGAAUCCGAUCAACGUAGCCAUCGGCUUCAUGAUGACAGAAGAGGCAAGCGGAAAUCGAGAUCAACAAGGAGUCCUACUGGAAGCAGAUUACAAUCGCCUUUGUCUCGAUCGCGAUCGCGCAGUCCAGGAAGAUGGCGGAAACUGUCUCGCUCGAGGUCACGUUCGCGUCCCAGAAGAAGUCGCACCCCGAAGAGAUCGCGCUCACCCAGCAAGUCUUGCAAGACUUCGAGAAAACUCAAAUCAAAGAGCCCACGUCCUAGAAUACCUUCUCCUUCUCCUCGAGCUAGAAGUCCGUUGAGCAUCACAGCUCGAAAUCUUCGAGGACAAGAGAAAAUUAGCGUGACCAGUCUGUUUGCAGAACUCGUUAAGGACCGUAAUAUGAGAGAAUUGGCAUUCAAGAAGUUGCAGGCCGCAAAGGAAAAGAUCGGGAACCAAGAUGAUGUGCAAAUCAUAGAAAGUACUGACGAGAAGGACGGCGAUGGCGGUAACGCAUCCUCCGAAAAUAAAGCUUCCACUGACAAUAAAGACAGACCUAUAAAUCACAAAGACCAACAUAUAAAGGCUGGCGAUAAUGUGGUCGACGUCACCGAUAUUCCUGUUCCGACGAGCGACGAUAACACUAUAGCAUGCAAAACGCCGCCAUUGCCAUCAACUGGUCAACCAUCUAAUGUACCACUACCUAAUCCGAUAUCUACUGCGAUGAAUCCGCUUACUUCUCACACCAUUGUUCAUACUUCGCCCAACCCACCAUCGGUGAUGCCCAACAAUUGUCCGAUGGUCUUGUCACACAGUCCGAAUUUCCCGGCUCCCGCUCCUGGAGUGCAACCACCACCGCCACCGCCACCACCACCGCUACCACUGCCGCAAUCUGUCGAACCUACAUCGACAGUCUUGGUUGGCGGGCAAGUUCCUGCUCAUAUGCCCAUGUCAGUGCCGCCAAUUCCGAUUCUGCCCAACAUGUCUGUCCCACCACCACCCAUUCCACCUAUUCCCGUUCCAGCACCCAAUACAAUCAUGUCAAAAUUUAACCCACCCAAUAAUCUUGUACCACUUAAAUCUGUGGAUCCUCCUAAACCUCCCAUAGUAACAUUCACGACCAAAAGCCUAAAGAGAUUACCGUUGCCACCUGGCAUUAAUCAGAAUGAUUUGGAAAGCAUAGAUUCCCCACCGAGCCGUUCCCCGAGCCCUCCUAGCAAAGCGCAGUCGAAGUUUUCGGCAUCAACGAAACCAAUGCAGAAAAAGAGCAUCAAGGAUCUGCCAAUGCCACCGGUUGUACCUGGAUCGGAAGAUUUGAGCGGCGAGGAUGAUCCAAAUGCAACGCCGCCACGUUUGAAAAUCGAACGAGUGGCACCGAAGCCAAAAUUGAAAAGACCAAAAAUAUUGAAACGCAGAGGAUCGCGAAACUGUCAUGCUCCCAUGUCGGCUUCUGGCGGCAAAGAUUGGGGUGAACGAUGUGUCGACGUAUUCGAAUUUAUUACUCAGAUCGGCGAGGGCACAUACGGACAAGUGUAUAAAGCACGAGAUAAACGAUCCAGCGUAAUGGUAGCUUUGAAAAAAGUCCGACUUGAAAAUGAGAAGGAAGGCUUUCCUAUCACGGCGGUCAGAGAAAUAAAAAUCCUGCGACAACUCAAUCAUAAAAACAUUGUUAACCUUAGAGAAAUUGUUACUGACAAGCAAGAUGCACUAGAUUUCCGAAAGGAUAAAGGUUCCUUUUAUUUAGUUUUUGAAUAUAUGGACCAUGAUUUGAUGGGUCUAUUAGAAUCUGGCAUGGUGGAUUUCAACGAAAUGAAUAAUGCCAGUAUCAUGAAGCAGUUAUUGGACGGCUUGAAUUAUUGUCACAGCAAAAAUUUUCUUCAUCGGGAUAUUAAAUGUUCAAAUAUACUGAUGAACAACAAGGGCGAAGUUAAACUAGCCGACUUUGGAUUAGCACGACUUUAUAAUGCAGAGGAUAGACAAAGACCGUACACUAAUAAAGUGAUCACUCUGUGGUAUAGACCUCCUGAACUUUUACUAGGAGAAGAGCGUUAUGGACCUGCAAUUGAUGUCUGGAGUUGUGGAUGUAUCUUAGGAGAAUUAUUUUCUAAAAAACCUUUAUUUCAGGCCAAUGUAGAUAUGAUGCAGCUAGAAAUGAUUUCAAGGGUUUGUGGAACGCCCACUCCUGCUGUUUGGCCUUCUGUGAUAAAAUUACCACAUUGGCAUACACUUAAGCCAAAAAAGCAACAUAGGAGACGUCUCAGAGAGGAUUUCGCUUUUAUACCAGGAGCAGCCUUGGAUCUCCUGGAUAAAAUGUUGGAAUUGGAUCCAGAGAAGCGGAUAACAGCAGCCGAUGCGCUUAAAAGUGCUUGGUUGAAAAAUGUUCAGCCCGAACAGAUGCCAGCGCCACAGCUUCCAACUUGGCAAGAUUGUCAUGAACUCUGGAGUAAAAAGCGAAAGCGCUUGUUGCGGGAACAGCAAGAGAGUGCUGCAACAAAAUUGCCUCCUCUCCUUCCCUUCUCGAAUAAAGGAGGUCCUAACAAGGAUGAUCUGUCAGAUGUCGGGGGGUCUUCUAAACGACUAAAGAUGGAAGCAGGCUAUAACUCAUACCCGAGCAGACUUGGCGCAGAAGCUCAUUAUGGUGAAGAUAAUUUGUUUAAUCAGAGUGGACCGUACAUAGUGUCUACGCCAUCGUACUAUUAUAAUACUUCACCACCUGUUAAAUCGCAAUCGAAUCUGAAAGGAGAUCAAUCAUUGGAAAUGUGUACAGAGGAUAAUCUAUCUCGGAGACUGAUAAUUCUCACGAAUGCCUUGAAUCAGGGAAAACCGAUUCGAGUUGACGAUCUUCUCUCGUUACGGUCAGAUCAAAAUGAGUGUGAUUCCAAGGUGGUACAAUUGUUGGCUGAUCUACGCGCGGAGCUUCGUCUUGUCGCAAACGCUCGGCCAGGUGGACAGCUGGAUCCUCAGCUUCCUAUAUUGAACCCACCUCUUCUAGAUACGAAUACACCGCAUAUGCCAGGCAAUUUUGAUGCGCACGCGGUGUAUGCCGGCGACGAUGCCGUGAGCUCUCACGGAAGAUGGUCCCAGUUGGCCACUGCUGGUGUUCGAAGCGCUUUGUCGGCGCUCAUAUCGUAUCAUGGUCUGGAUAACAUCUAUAAUCCUGCUACUUCUGCAUCCGCCAUCAACCGAUUAUCGUCAAAUAAACCACCAGGCCAGCCCAAUCAAGCGCAGAACCUUUUCCUGCCCUCGACUUCCUCGCAACAAUCUACUUUUAGUUCAUAAUGUGAUUUUAUAAAGUCGUGCGGUACAUGACUGCGUUUUGUGUAUGUUGUAUAUGUGCGUAUGUAUAAAAUUAGAAAGAAUCUAUAAAUCGCUAUUUUUCAAAUUAUGCUAGUGUGAGAGAG